Molecule: messenger RNA, 351 nt
Organism: Naegleria fowleri
Lineage: Eukaryota; Heterolobosea; Eutetramitea; Acrasida; Naegleriidae
Exons: 1
Coding region: 1-351 (116 amino acids)
Molecular function (GO): protein binding
Source: RefSeq, a predicted model, not a curated record
AUGGUUCAAAUCGAUUUGUUUCAAGGACUCUUAGAGAGUUCUGAAGAUGCAACCAAUAGUAGUAUAGUGGAAAUGCAACAAAUUCAACGAAGAAAGAAAGUAUGUGAAUCGUUUUUAACCUAUCUCUAUAUGGGUCAUGCAAAAUUGAGUAGUGAUAUUGCAUCGGACAUGAUGGCUCUUUCUCAUCAAUAUGGAUUUCAAUGUCUCUUCUCGCAAUGUGAAGUGUUUAUUUGUGAAAUGAUCGAUGCAUUAUUUGAGGAGAAAGGCCAUCAGAAUGAAUUAACACCAUCAACAUUGCAUGACAACAGCAGCAUUGCCUCAAUCUCUAAACCACAACUUGUGGAUGAAUAG